AUGCAGAAAGAACGAAAAGUCCUUCUUGGCUUUGGCCUCACGUUGAUCGGCGUCACAGGUGCGCUGGGCAUUUACCUGCCGCGGUACAGUACGAUGGCCCAAGUGGGUCGAGACCGCACGUCUCGCUCGCGCGGACCUGCCGAGAAAAACGGAGACACACGAGCUCAGUCGUCCACGCGAUCGUCCUCGACGGUGCACCACACGGAAACGAAGCAGGAGUAG
This is a messenger RNA of Hyaloperonospora brassicae, 222 nucleotides long. The record is from the annotation of a GenBank genome assembly. Lineage: Eukaryota; Oomycota; Peronosporomycetes; Peronosporales; Peronosporaceae.